CUGGCGUGACGAGCCGUCGGAGCCAGACCGGAGUUUAUGGGAUGGGAAGAGACGUGCGCGUCCAGGCGCUGCCAGCUCCUGAUGGUUUAUUGUGGCGGGGCGGACGCACGCAGGGAGCCGCGGGGCGCGCAGCAGACACACCGGGGGGCUGGAAAAUGGGAGCGGUGAAGUGAAAAGCGGCCGAAAACCGGACUGUCUGAGCGAAAGACGCCAAAAGCACGAUGCCGCUGGGGUUGUUGAUGCUCGGCCUGUCGCUGCUGGCGGCUGUCCAGACCAGCACGGUCAAGAACUGCCACCCCGGUUGCCACUGUGAGGUGGAAAGCUUUGGGCUGUUCGACAGCUUCAGCCUGACCAGGGUGGACUGCAGCGGACUGGGCCCCGGGGUCUCCAUGCCCAUCCCCAUCCCGCUGGACACCACCCACCUGGACCUGUCCGCUAACGCCAUGGGCCCGCUCAGUGACACCAUGCUGGCCGGACCAGGCUACACCACACUUGUGAGCCUGGACCUCAGUAGCAACUAUAUCACCGAGAUUAACCACAAUGCUUUAUCCAAGCUGCGGUACCUGGACACUCUGGAUCUGAGUCACAACCAGUUGGUGAGCCUUCACCUGAACUGUUUCUCUGGACUCCCCCUGGCGGAAGUGGACCUCAGUCACAACGGCUUUCAGGAGUUCGACCUGGACGUGUUUGCUGCUAAAGUGAACGGCGAACCCGUCAGCGUGGAUCUGUCCCACAACCGGCUGUCGUCUGUCACCACCACUUCUCGUGGGAAAGUUUUACACAUUCAGACGUUAAAUUUGGCGGGGAACCAGCUGUCGAGCGUGCCGAGCCUGGCCGGACUUCCUCUGAGGUACCUCAACUUGGACAGCAAUCUCAUCGCAGAGAUCGAGGAAGGAGCCUUCGCGCCGCUGAAGGACCUGGUUUAUUUGUCCAUUAGUGGCCUCGGCAGGCUUCAGCAAAUCAAGUCUAACGGCUUCAAGGGCCUCCAGAGCCUGCAGGUCUUAGAUCUCUCCAACAACCCGAAGCUCGUGAGCAUCAGCCCCGCGGUGUUCAGCGGACUGGACUCGCUGCAAGAGCUGAACUUGACUGGUUCGGGAGUGACGGCGCUGCCGACGAACAUGCUCACCCACCUGCCCAGCAUCAAGAGUAUUACACUGGGACGGAGCAUCCACUGCUGGAGGACCAAGAAACAGGCACAGUUCCACCGGCAGAUGGGACCGGUCCAGCACGACGAGGUGCUGAACUGCAACGUGGAGGGAGUGGUUUUAUGAGACUGUGCCUCUGGGACUGGGCUGCUCCAGAACUGUGCCUUAUCUGCUUUCAUAUGCAAAACUCUUUCUCCGUGGUUCUGUUUUUGAUGUCUUACUGGUUUAGCGUAGCUUUCACAAACUCUUUAGCGCAAUACACGCAAACACAGCAUAUCUUCUUGAAACACAGUGUCAAAAUGUGCAACGUUUCAAAAUCUGACAGCUUACAGUGUAUUUCCAAUAGAUUCACAAAACAAACAUUUAAAGUCAUGUUUCUGCCUUUAGUUUUAGUUUAGUGCUGGAUUCACUUCCUUCACAGAGGGACCAUGUUAGGAGCUAUUUGCACUUCUCCAUUUUUACUUCCUUUUUUUUUUUUCUUUUUUCAUAAAAUGCACUUAAACAUGGCCAAAAUGUGUCUGUUAAAAAAAGAAAUUUGCAAAUGGUGGUGAAAUCCAUGCUGAGGGAGUUGUAUAUAUUGACCACUAAGAUCUUUUUUUUUUUUCGUUCGACUUUGAAUGUGAGGCUAAAUGAUGAAGCGUGAAAGAGAGAGACCGCUGAUUGCUUCAAGAGAGGAAAGAUGCCACUCUUAUGUUUGCUCGUUCAACAGUGAAGCUACGGCCAGCGGUUUAUUAACUUAGCAUAGCACAAACACUUAAAGGGGGGGAGGCGGUUACCUUAGAGAUCACAUUUAAAGAUGUUAUCCCAUUGCAUGUCGGGGGGUGGUUGUAAAGUCACUUCAUCAUCCAAGUAUGAAAAAUGAAGUAUAACUUAUGAAUUAAGUGAAAUGAGUCUACUCCAAACAGGCUAAGCUAACUGUAUCCC
Molecule: messenger RNA, 2069 nt
Organism: Salarias fasciatus (jewelled blenny)
Lineage: Eukaryota; Metazoa; Chordata; Actinopteri; Blenniiformes; Blenniidae
Gene: tsku
Product: tsukushi small leucine rich proteoglycan homolog (Xenopus laevis)
Exons: 3
Coding region: 222-1271 (349 amino acids)
Cellular component (GO): extracellular matrix
Molecular function (GO): protein binding
Source: RefSeq, a predicted model, not a curated record